UCAAACGCCGUCAGGUCUCCAUUUCCGUGCCCGUCAAUCUAACCCUAGUUAUAUAUUUAACCCGCGUUCAACCCAUGUGCUUCCGGUUUAUAUUCUCCCUCCCACCCCACGAAAUAAACAUAGAAACUACGAGAAGCAGAAGGACGGAAAGAAGAUGAUGAUGGGUGACAGUGGUUACCGUAAUCCGACGGUGGACGUGCCUCCAUGGUCGCCGUUCGAUGAUCAGUUCCAUUUGUCCGCCGCCGGGGACUACCUUCUCAGCGAAGCAGGACUCGCCGCGCUUCAGCGAUAUCUUCCUGCAAAUGAGGUGGCGCUUGAGCACGACCCGGACGAGGACGCCGAGCUUACAGAUCCUCCGAUCGACGCGUACUCUUGCGAUGAGUUUCGAAUCUAUGAGUUCAAAGUCAGGCGGUGUGCGCGCGGGAGAUCGCACGAUUGGACUGAGUGCCCCUACGCUCAUCCCGGCGAAAAGGCUCGCCGGCGUGAUCCGAGGAAGUUUCAUUACUCUGGAGUGGCGUGCCCUGAUUUUCGCAAAGGGAACUGUAAAAGAGGUGAUGCGUGUGAAUUCGCGCAUGGAGUUUUUGAGUGUUGGCUUCACCCAGCGAGGUAUCGGACUCAGCCUUGUAAAGACGGGACGGCAUGUCGUCGUCGUGUUUGUUUUUUUGCGCACACGCCUGAGCAGCUUAGGUAUCUGCCUCAUCAGAAGCAGCAGAGGAUGGAUUCGUACGAUGGAUCUCCGAUGCGGCUUGAUGGGUGUUUUCCGAAGGGUUUGAUCUCGUCUUCGCCUACAUCGACGCUCAUCUCUCCUCCCUUGUCGCCGCCGGUAGAGUCCCCGCCGGUUUCACCGAUGGGGUCUAGUGUUAACGACGUGCUUGCUUCGCUGAGAAAGCUGCAGAUUAGUAAGGUUAAAUCGAUGCCAAGUUCAUGGGGUGGGCUGGGUGCAUCUGGAGUUGGUUUUAGAUCUGGUUUUUGUAGCUUGCCUUCAACGCCAACGAAGGCUCCGGCGAUUGUUGGACGAGGAUGGCUUGAUUUUGAUGGGUUUGCUGAGGUAGAGGAGGCGGUGGAGAGGGUGGAGUCUGGGCGAGCUCUUCGGGCUAAGAUGUAUGAAAGGUUGAGCAAGGAAAGCGGUCUGGAACGGCUCGACAACAGCCCGGCUCCUGAUGUUGGAUUUGUGAAGGUGGCGAAGAUGGCGGUUCUGUUUUGGGACUUUGAAGGGAAAUAUGGGGGGGGGAAAAAAAGGAAGGAAAGCAUUUUGUGUACAGAGGAGAGGAAGAAGAAGAAUGGCUCAGUUCGUGGCUUGCGAAUCAUGCGAUGCUUCUAGCUGUUGUCGAUGCAUUUGCUAUGUUAUAUUUUUGUUAUUUUGCCAUGUUUAAUUAAAGUUCUAAUAUAUUGACGUAAUCUGUAACUAAUGCUUGAAGUUAUUAAUCCAAU
This is a messenger RNA of Phalaenopsis equestris, 1431 nucleotides long. RefSeq names its product zinc finger CCCH domain-containing protein 2-like. The record is from RefSeq and is a predicted model, not a curated record. Gene Ontology annotation, molecular function: metal ion binding. The coding region runs from base 155 to 1321 and encodes 388 amino acids. NCBI's taxonomy places the organism in Eukaryota, Viridiplantae, Streptophyta, Magnoliopsida, Asparagales, Orchidaceae. The transcript is spliced from 2 exons.